Molecule: messenger RNA, 996 nt
Organism: Chrysoperla carnea
Lineage: Eukaryota; Metazoa; Arthropoda; Insecta; Neuroptera; Chrysopidae
Product: general transcription factor II-I repeat domain-containing protein 2A-like
Exons: 2
Coding region: 1-996 (331 amino acids)
Source: RefSeq, a predicted model, not a curated record
AUGGCGGUAGUGGAAGAAGUGUGCCCGGAAAAAAAAAGUGCAUUCGAAUCUGUGAGUUUAUCACGUAUGACAAUGACACGAAGAAUAGAAGAUUUAGGAAGUGAUCUUAUGGUACAAUUAAAAUCAAAAGCAAGUCAGUUCAAAAUGUUUUCCAUUGCUACAGAUGAAUCUACGGACGUGACUGAUAUUGCGCAAUUGCUUGUAUUCAUCCGUGGAAUAAAUAAUAGUUUUGAAGUUACGGAGGAACUUGCUGCAAUGAAAAGUAUUAAAACAACUACUACGGGUGAAGAUUUAUUUAAGGAAGUAUCCGAAAUUUUUGAUGAUCUUAACCUUGACUGGAAUAAAUUAACGGCCAUAACUACAGAUGGCGCUCCAUCUAUGGUUGGUCGGCACAAUGGGCUAGUAGCCAGAUUAAGGAAAAAAGUGCUGGAAUCAAAUGGAUCACCGCCGUUGGAUAUACAUUGUAUCAUUCACCAACAAAAUCUUUGUGGAAAAAUUUUAAAUUUAGAUCAUGUUAUGAAGGUAGUUACUAAAUCCGUAAAUUUAAUAAGAUCAUAUUCUACGAAUCACAGAAUAUUCAAAGAAUUUCUUUUACAAAUUGAAGCCGAAUAUGGUGAUGUGGUUUAUCAUAGCGAAAUCCGCUGGCUGAGCCGCGUGGAUGUUUCUACGGCGCCAGGUGAUUUACAAUUAGAAUUAAUUGAAUUGCAAUGCCAAACACCAUUACAGGAUCUUUUUCGCGAGAAGUCCUUACCAGAUUUUUAUGCAGCGUUAGAUUCUUAUCCGAAUUUGAGAAACCUUGGAAUGAAAAUGACAACGGCGUUUGCAAGCACGUACAUUUGUGAACAAACAUUUUCAACUUUAAAAAGAGCCAAACCAGCGUCUCGCGCUCGACUUUCAGAUGAUCACCUUCAUUCCAUAUUAAGGAUGAACGUCACUCAACUUGAACCAAAUAUUAAAAAAUUAGUUUCUGAAAAACAACAUCAGACUUCACAUUAA